AUAAGCUUACAGCCUCUUGCAGCGCCAAAACUCGCGACGCUUCAAUCAGAUUCUAUCAAAAACCUUUUAACAUGUCCAAAAUCAGCCUUAGUCCCCGAGAAUCUGGCGCUUAUAUAGUCGAGAAUGCCAAGCACGUGCGGGUCCUGCCCGCGGGCAUUGAAAAACUGUCCCAGGAAAUCCUGAAAGCUCUAAAAGAAAAGCGUCUCAGCGUGGAAAACUUCUCGCAACACGAAUUGCAUCCUAAUCCGGACCCAAAUCAGGCGGAGGAGUAUACCAAGGCUGCCGACUGGGUUUUUGUGCUGGACACCUUGAACUUUUGCUUCUGGACGCCCAAUAACUACACCAAAUACAAGGUCGAUGGCUACACCGGGUACUUCGCGCUGUGUGCGGCCGUUAAGAGAGCCAUUAAGGAGGGCGUGGACAUCAUCAAUCCCAAGAUCUACUCUGAGAUUGACCUUAAAACUCUGGAAAACAUUUUCCGUUCCGACGACGGGGAGACAAAGAUUCCCCUCAUCCAGCAGCGUUUGGAAUCGCUGCACGAAGUGGGAAAAGUUCUGCUGGAGAAGUACGACGGACACUUUGAGAAUGUGAUCAAGGCGGCGGACAAGUCGGCAGUGCGCCUGCUGGAGCUGAUUGUAGAGGAGUUUCCCUGCUUCCGGGACCAGGCCGAGUUCGCUGGGAAGCGGGUUUCCAUCCUGAAGCGGGCUCAGAUCCUGGUGGGCGAUAUAUGGUGCUGCUACAGCGCCAAGGGUCUUGGCUUCUUCCACGACAUCGACAAGAUAACGAUGUUUGCCGACUACCGCAUUCCCCAGGUGCUGGUGCACUUUGGCAGCCUGGAGUACACCCAGGAAUUGAUGGACUUCCUCAAGACGGACACCAUCUUGGAGAACGGCGAUCCCAGGGAGGUGGAGAUACGCGGCGCAUCUAUCCACAUCAUUGAGGAAGUCCGGGAUGCGGUGGUAAAGCUGCUAAAGGAGCAGCACCCGGAGAUCUCCCUGGACAACGUCAACUCUGUGGUGAUUGACCAGUAUCUGUGGGACUACCGGCGCAAGCACAACGCCGACUUGGAGCACAUUCCUUUCCACAAGGUGCUGAGCAUCUACUACUAAACCGAAGAACAUAAAUAAAGACUCGCUCAG
Drosophila serrata is the source of this 1139-nucleotide messenger RNA. RefSeq names its product queuosine 5'-phosphate N-glycosylase/hydrolase. The record is from RefSeq and is a predicted model, not a curated record. NCBI's taxonomy places the organism in Eukaryota, Metazoa, Arthropoda, Insecta, Diptera, Drosophilidae.